AUGGAAGACCCGGCUGCACUUCUAAAGGACAAAGAGGAUGGACCCUCCAUCGAAGCUUCCCGAGAAUACGACAACCUGUACCAGCUGGAACUCAAGUACUGGUCAAUUAGGACUUUAAGGAGGACCACGAGCGUGAAGGCCCACGUGGGUAAUGCACUGCUUUUUGCGGGCUUCCACAUCAAGUCCCUUGUGUACUCUUCUUGCGCUUGCGCUAUCUCUGCGUCGCUUCUCAAGUGUUUCGGCCUUCAAACAGCUCCCCUGAAUUUUGAGUCUGCCAUUGCUUGCACCUGCGUGGUACUGCUUCAUUUGCUGGUGCAGCCCGUACCUCUAGGCGGGUUCUGGGCCGUCUGUGCUUCAUCCUUUCUGGUGUUUAUUGUGGGGUCCCAGAAGCUGGUAUCUGCCCUUGCGGAAGGCACCUUACCUAAGAGCUAUUUCGCCUUCGUCGGCUUAAGCCACCUCUGGUGGUUGUCGCCUCUCAUAUUAGCAGCGGCCCUUGCUGCUGUCUUGCUGCUGUGCCACUACAUCGAAUUGCUGCAGGUUGUUUCGCGGGGGGGCUACCACAUAUUCUGUCCCCCGAACCCACACCUUUGCAGUUUGGAUGACUUGGCACGCGAUGCUGUACAGGGUAGGCCUUUGUCUCUUUCCCCCUGUAAGCCGCGCAGCCCGCCAUCUGUUGCUGCCUUUGUCCAGCUGUAUCGAGAAAAGCUGUCCCCUCGCCUACAGGGGCCAGCUAUUGCACAACAGCGAAGGACUGUGGGAAGCCCGAUCCCGGCAGCUCCAAGGCCAGCCGCAAACGAUCACGAAACUACACUGACUGACAGUAAAGUCAAUACAAACUAUCAACAGAAGGCAUCUUCUGAAGGAGCGUGGCUAGUUGCCCUAUGGUUGAGGGGUCCUUUCUUCUUAGGAAGCUUGGGUGCGCUCUGUAUUGCAUUGGCCUUGGGUCUCUAUGCAGUGGCAUCUGAUUCCAGGGCAGCAUUCCAUGGUGCCUCUGCGUUUGAUGAAAUUUCUCGGUUGCUGCUUCCUACUCAGCACCGGCCCGUGAAAGAAUUUGCGGCUUCCUUUGUCCCUGUUCACGAACAACAGCUGUCUGAUGGGGAGGUCAUUCCUUUGGCACGGAGCUUUCUGCAAAACCACAACCAGCAGCGACAGCAAGAUGGCAAGUUGUUUUCCUCAAGCCAGCAUCGUCGGUGGCAGCACCGAAGUAGGCAUUUGAUUCAGGUCCUUCAGGCACCAACACCGUCUGCUGAAAACCUCGCUGGUGGAACCCUCCACGAUCCCGUGGUGAAACAGCCAGACGCAACAGCAACACCAAGCAACUCCUUUUUGCAAAUGCGACCCCUCGAUGACCCACAGCUUAAUAAAGCUCAUAAUCAACACGGCAUGAAGAGUGCCGCUGCGCUGCUGCUACUGGCUCUGGUGCUGUUAACGCCUCUAUUAGGAAGUAGCUUGGGCGAGUGGGUUGAAGAUAUGUUCUUCGCACAUAUGGUAAUGAUAAAGAGAAACCCCUGGAUGCUCGUACCGCCUCCAACGCUAUUUGUGCACCCAAGAAAGCCAGUACUAGAACCUGCCAAGGCAACAAAAGAAGCGCCACCCUCCACGAAAAGCUCAGAACCCCUUCUGCACCUGGCUCAAGAACGAAUGACUCACCAGACGCCUCAACAUUUCCUGGGCCUCGACGCACAGCCGAAGCAAGAGCAGCAAUCAGAGCGCCAGGAGGGCCAGCAGCCACGCUAUGAGCAGGAACAGCAACCAUAA
Molecule: messenger RNA, 1758 nt
Organism: Eimeria maxima
Lineage: Eukaryota; Apicomplexa; Conoidasida; Eucoccidiorida; Eimeriidae
Exons: 3
Coding region: 1-1758 (585 amino acids)
Source: RefSeq, a predicted model, not a curated record